AUGGGUAUAGCUGAGGAAAUUGAUCCAAGUUCUGAAGAAACAGGAAGAAUUUAUUACAUGCCUCACCAGCCAGUUAUUCGACCUGACAAACCCGUGAGAGUUGUAUUUGAUGCAUCCAGCCAUUCGAAAAAUGAAUAUUCUUUAAACGAUUGUCUCUAUUCCGGUCCUAAUUUAAAUCCACCAUUGUUAGAGAUAUUAAUACAAUUUCGUACACAUAGCAUAGCAUUUACUGCCGACACUGAACAGGCCUUUCUCCAGAUUUCUCUGUCACCUGAAGAUAGGGAUGCUGUAAGAUUUUUGUGGAGAAAUAACCUUACAGAUAAGGAUGGGAAACCUAACACGAAAAUACUUAGGAUGACUCGCGUUUAUUUGGAGCUACAUCCAGCCCAUUUUUGCUUGCCGCUACUAUCAAACAUCACAUAA
This is a messenger RNA of Stegodyphus dumicola, 423 nucleotides long. RefSeq lists its product as uncharacterized. The record is from RefSeq and is a predicted model, not a curated record. Lineage: Eukaryota; Metazoa; Arthropoda; Arachnida; Araneae; Eresidae.